GAAAACCAAACCAAAUAGUGAUAGGCUUACAAGGUGAGGUGGUCACCACCGGCAGCCGGUGUCCUUGCUGCGCCCUCCGUCCUGCCGUGGCGUCCCCCGGCCCGUUUGUACAUAUACGCCCAUGCCACGGUCGUCCCGUUCCUCUGCUCUCCCUCCCCCUCGCACCAUUCUCCAUAGGCCACUGUGGCCAGCAGCUUCUCCAGUGCUCCUCUGGCACCAUCACUGCUCAUCUCUCCAUAGCAACACCUCCUAGUUUUCCGGCAGCAUCUCCCUGAGCUUUACUACGUUGUUUGAUGGAAGAGCCUACACGAGACACAAGCUAGCUCUCUCCCUUCAAUAAUCUUGCUAGCUCCAAGAAGAUCUUGCCUGCUUCCCUUUGCCGCGGCCUCCAUCGACCUGCCCAUACAUCUAUACAUUCCUGGCUGUAAGAGAUGGUCUCAUGGCCGUGAGCUCACCUCGCCGGGCACUCCUCGCCGCCGUGUUCCUUGGCUUCCUCCUCGGCGCCGCGACCAGCAUCCGCACGGCGACGUUUUCCUCUUCUCAGAACCUUGCGGAGGACAAGUCGCGGCUGGGGUCGACGCCGCCGAGCUGCCGCAACCGGUGCAGCGCGUGCAACCCCUGCACGCCCGUCCAGGUGACGACCGUGCCGGGGCUCGGCGGCGGCGCCCGCGUCACCGACGACACGGUGGCCGGCUUCUCGCGCUACUCCAACUACAAGCCGCUGGGGUGGAAAUGCCGCUGCGACGGCCGCCUCUACGACCCCUAGCGUGCCGGUGUCGCUUCUCUUCUCCAUGGCGCCGUGCAGUUCGUGCGUACUACUCUGCUUGCUCCGAUGGAGAUUCUGGUCUGCUCUCGGUUAGCUAGCUAGCUCAUCUGCUCUGCUCCCCCAGAUUCUUCUUCUCGGACGUGUCGUCUGUUCUUGCGGCCUCGCCGUCGCAGCUUGUACUGCCCGUAGCAGUAGUUUUUUUUUUUUUUUUUGCUCUCCGCUGAAGCAAUUUACUCGCGUGUAAAGAGUGAUUGGGAGCAGUAAAUUCCAGCACUGCAACUGCUAGUGGCUGCCCUGGUAAAAUGGCAGGAUGAAGGAGGCAGGCCUGCAUGGCAGCAUGUGACGCGCCUCUGACAACGGCCCUGGCAGCCUGAAUCUACCGCUGGAUCGCAGCGCCGAUCCGAUUAGCCGCCGCCGUCGACGCUCGACGGGGGCCCCGCGCCGGCUGAUUGCGCUUGGAGCCUUGCGUGACGUGUGAUGUGGCGUCCGAACCUGAUGAUGAUGGUGGUGGUAGCAAUGCGAUUUUUAAGUAAUCUGACGCUGCCGUUUAGUUAAUGCGGCCAUCAUCGCCUCUGGGGGUGGUCUGUACGGCUCUGAUGGCUCGCCAUGUGUUGGUUUACUGAGGUGUCUCCCUCGUGCUCGUAUGGUGUGGGGCGCCAUGGAGGUAGCAGCAGCAGGCAGCUGCAUGGGGGCGUUGCUCUUGUCGGGAUCGCGAGCCCUGCGGGAUGUCGCUGUGUGCGCGGGAUCGCCCGGCUCUGGAUCCCGGUAGGGACGACGCAGGGGACCCUGACAUUUUUUGUUUCAAAUUCCGGGGCUGCUCGCUAAUGAUUCAUGGCAGCGAGUAGUUGGGAUCGGAAAUUUAAUUUGAUGCGUUUUUUGUGACUUAA
Messenger RNA from Panicum virgatum (switchgrass), 1653 nucleotides. RefSeq names its product EPIDERMAL PATTERNING FACTOR-like protein 1. Bases 440 to 766 code for a protein of 108 amino acids. Lineage: Eukaryota; Viridiplantae; Streptophyta; Magnoliopsida; Poales; Poaceae. The record is from RefSeq and is a predicted model, not a curated record. The transcript has 2 exons. Gene Ontology annotation, biological process: stomatal complex development; guard cell differentiation.